AUGUUGGAGGCACGACUCGACCAGGCUAGUCUUCUGAAGAAGGUUGUCGACGCGAUCAAGGACUUGGUGCAGGACUGCAACUUCGACUGCAAUGAUACCGGCAUUCAGCUGCAGGCUAUGGACAACUCGCACGUUGCCCUAGUCUCUAUGAUGUUGAACACCGAGUCUUUCUCUCCCUUCCGAUGCGACCGUAACAUCUCGCUGGGAGUCAACCUUACAUCUCUUACCAAGGUCCUACGUGCUGCCCAGAACGACGACGUUCUCACACUCAAGGCUGAGGAUGGUCCCGAUGUCCUUAACCUACAGUUUGAGAGUCCCGAUAAUGACCGUAUCAGCGAGUACGACCUCAAGCUUAUGGACAUCGACCAGGAGCAUCUCGGUAUCCCCGAUACCGAGUAUGCUGCCACUAUUAGCAUGCCCUCCCAGGAGUUCCGCCGUAUCUGCACAGAUCUGAUGGCCAUGUCAGAAUCAGUUAUGAUUGAGGCCACCAAGGACGGUGUCAAGUUCGCAUGCAAUGGCGAUAUCGGUAACGGCUCGGUGACUCUCCGAAGCCACACCAAUGUCGAGAAGCCCAAAGAAAAUAUCGAGAUUGAGUUGUCCGAGCCUGUCGCUCUCACCUUCUCUCUCAAGUACCUUGUCAACUUCUGCAAGGCUGCCGGUCUGUCGGAGACGGUCAAGAUUUGCCUUUCUAACGAAGUGCCGCUCUUGGUCGAGUACAACAUCGGAGGCCAAAGUCAUCUCCGAUUCUACCUUGCUCCCAAGAUUGGUGACGAGGAAUAG
Messenger RNA from Fusarium sp. VM40, 780 nucleotides. Lineage: Eukaryota; Fungi; Ascomycota; Sordariomycetes; Hypocreales; Nectriaceae. The record is from the annotation of a GenBank genome assembly.